This is a messenger RNA of Cordyceps fumosorosea ARSEF 2679, 498 nucleotides long. RefSeq names its product Membrane-associated, eicosanoid/glutathione metabolism (MAPEG) protein. The transcript has a single exon. The record is from RefSeq and is a predicted model, not a curated record. Gene Ontology annotation, cellular component: membrane. Lineage: Eukaryota; Fungi; Ascomycota; Sordariomycetes; Hypocreales; Cordycipitaceae. The coding region runs from base 1 to 498 and encodes 165 amino acids.
AUGCCUUCCCUCUCCACCAUCUUCGGCCUCUCCGCAGCCACCGGCGAUCCCAAUUUGAUGGUCGCCGAGUACCUCAUCGCCAACAUCCUGCUCUCGCACACAUUUUCCUCCGCGCGCGUCCUCAAGAUGCGAUUCGGCCUCGACAACCACAUCUCCCCGCGUGCCGACCUCGAGCGCUUCGGCCCGCGCGCCGUCCUCGAGGGCCGCCUCAGCCAGGCCCAGCUCGACAUGCUCAAGCGCAACGAGGCCGCGCACGGCAACUCGAUGGAUCACCUGCCCGUCUUCGCCGCGGCCCUGAUCCUCGCAAAGGUCGCGGGGCUGCCGGCGGCGGACAUCAACUACGUCGGCCUGACGUACACGCUCACGCGCAUCGCGUACGUGGGGAAUUACUUGGUGAGCAGCUCGCUGCUGGGGGCGUCGUUGAGGCCGGUUCUGUGGUGGACGGCGAAUCUGCUCUGUCUGAGACUUAUUUGGCGGGCUGGGAAAGCUUUCAACUGA